AAUUUCGUUUAUAUUGUCGUGCGUUUCGGGUGAACACAUGUUAUUUGAAUAAAUUUUGUGAAUUCAGUUUGGAUUUUUAUUAAGUGGGUAUAGAAAUAGCUUAAGAUUCGUAUAUGAAUUAAUACAAUGGCAGGCGACACAGGCGAAGCACAGCUACAAGUACGAUUUAUAACUAAACAAGAGCAAUAUGCAGUUUCUGACAGUCCUUACGCCAUACAGAGUAAUGUACAAUCUGUAGAACUGAAUACGCUCCUCAAUGCGUUAUUAAAAGAAAACAGACCAUCCUUUGAAAAGAGUGUAGAAUUUGAUUUCUUAAUAUGUGGCGAAUUAUUAUGUACAUCAAUCGCGGAGCAUCUGCAAGAAAAGGGUCUAUCAACAGAAGACACACUAGAAAUAGAGUAUCUGGAAAGAUUUCCAGCUCCCAGCCCACAAGAUUGUUUAAUGCACGAUGAUUGGGUGUCAGCUGUCCAUACACAUGGUUCUUGGAUCUUAUCUGGGAGUUAUGAUAACAGCAUUCACAUAUGGAAUACCAAAGGGCAGCACAAACUUGCCAUUCCAGGUCACACAUCACCGGUAAAAGCAAUUUCAUGGGUAUCUUUCAAUGGAGAUCAAGCAAUCUUUGCGAGUGGUUCCCAUGAUCAAUCAGCUAUGUUAUGGGUAUGGAAUGUUUCUGGAAAUUCAGUGGAUUGUGUUGUGACUUGUCGAGGUCAUGAGAAGGGUGUGGAGUGUCUGGCUGUCUCGGCUGAUGCUAAAAGUUUUGCCACUGGUAGUUGGGACACAAACAUUUGCCUUUGGAGUACAAGUCUUUCCGAUGAGGAUAAUGUACCAGCAAAAAAGAAACAAAAACCAGAUCAAGGAAAUACAAGAGAACCCAUGGCAGUGUUGAAGGGCCAUAGAGAGGCAAUAUCAGGAGUGCAAUGGAUGGAUUUCAACACUGUUGUGUCCAGUGGUUGGGAUCACUUGCUGAAAAUAUGGGAUUGUGAACUUGGUGGGAUUAAGCAGGAUAUUGCUGGUAACAAAGCAUUCUUUGAUGUGGACUGGUCUCCACUAUCCAACAGCCUUAUAACAGCAUCAUCUGACAGGCACAUUCGUCUUUAUGACCCCAGAUCAACAGACAGUAUUGUAAAGACAACAUUUACAUCUCACACUGGAUGGGUGCAGUCAGUGAGGUGGUCGAAGACUCGAGACACAUUAUUCCUCUCCGCAGGCUAUGAUGGAUUUGUCAAAUUAUGGGAGACAAGAAGUCCGAAAACUCCGCUGUAUGAUCUAAGCGGACACGAAGAUAAAGUCCUGUGCUGUGAUUGGUCAAAUCCAACCUUCCUUGUGACUGGUUCUUGUGACAACACUCUAAGAAUAUUUAAGGCGAAACAUGCUACUGGUAAUGCAUGAAGUAAUGUUAUAUUUACAAUCUUUACACACAUUGGCUCCAAAUUUGAAUAAAUGUUGGUCCAAAAUGUAUUUGUAUAAUUAAAAAAAAAAAAACUUGAUUGUUCGUUUUUAAAUUUGUUAUAAAUUGUAUAUUUAAAUGGAAUGAGUUAUUUAAUAUAAAUUCAUAGUACUUAUAAAUUGAUUUGUACUUUGUUGUGCAAAAGAUAAAAUUUAUCUUAUAAUGUCAUAAAUACAGCAGUAACUAUGUCUGUCUGUCUGUUUGUUACCUUUCACGAUCAAGACACAGAACCAACAGUAAAUUCGCUGGACUGAUAUUAUCUCCAAAUAAGUUAAAUAAUAUUGGUCACUAGGGGCCAAGUUGGAAAACCAACUAAUGAGCAAUACAAUUUAGGAACAUUUGUAGCAUUUUUGCAAUGUUUGUAUACAUUUGUCAAUUAAUAUAGGGGACAAUGUUUGAGUAAUUGGUUGUAUAACUUAUAUUAAAGUUAUUUUAAUUUUCA
Molecule: messenger RNA, 1889 nt
Organism: Vanessa tameamea
Lineage: Eukaryota; Metazoa; Arthropoda; Insecta; Lepidoptera; Nymphalidae
Product: ribosome biogenesis protein WDR12 homolog
Exons: 9
Coding region: 127-1389 (420 amino acids)
Biological process (GO): ribosome biogenesis
Molecular function (GO): protein binding
Source: RefSeq, a predicted model, not a curated record